AUAAUUUCAUUUCACACCCAGGUGAGGCAAAUUGUUCAUUUGGCCGGGUUCGGCAACAUUAACGAGCUCACCGAUUACUGUACAGAGAGAGAGAGAGCGAGCGAGAGAGGGAGUACUAAACUUGUGUUUUGCAUUAGAAAGAGAGAGAAACCUAUUAGAGGAAUAGCUGUGUCUUAUCUGAUUUAGAGAGAGAGAGAGAGGAGAUGAAGGGUUUGAUUUGCAUCCUGAUCCUUUCCACCGUGUUUCGGCCAUCCGAUGCAGAAGGGGUCAGUCCCCUGGAGGCAAAGCAGCUCAGAGACGAGGUUCAACAAAUGUUUUAUCAUGCAUUUGAUGGAUACAUGGAACAUGCUUUUCCCUUGGAUGAAUUAAGACCAUUAACCUGCUCUGGAGAAGACUCACUUGGUUCUUAUGCUCUCACUCUUAUUGACUCAUUGGACACAUUGGCCUUAUUGGGAGACAGUUCACGCUUUACUGCUGCUGUUGAAUGGAUUGGUCAAAACUUGAGUUUUGAUAUAAAUAAAACAGUGUCUCUUUUUGAGACCACAAUCCGUGUUCUUGGGGGUUUGCUCUCGGCCCAUCUUAUUGCAAGUGACUAUGCUACAGGUAUGAAAGUUGAUUCGUAUGAUGAUCAGUUACUUCAUGUGGCUGAGGAUUUGGGUCAAAGAUUACUUCCUGCAUUUGAAACUCCAACAGGGAUUCCUUUUGGUUCCGUCAAUCUAUUAUAUGGAGUUGAUGAACAUGAAAGCAAGAUAACAUCAACAGCUGGUGGUGGCACUCUAACAAUAGAAUUUGGAGUACUGAGUCGCCUGACAGGCAAUCCUGUAUUUGAGAAAGUGACGAAGAACGCAGUUCGUGGAAUAUGGGUUCGACGCUCUGAAAUUGAUCUUGUUGGUGCCCACAUAAAUGUUUUUACUGGGGAAUGGACACAAAAGGAUGCUGGAAUAGGGACAAGUAUUGACUCCUUCUACGAGUAUCUUCUGAAAGCCUAUUUAUUAUUUGGAGAUGAAGAGUACCUGUACAUGUUCCAGGAAGCCUACAGGGCUGUAAUGCACUACCUGCAUAAUGAUCCUUGGUAUGUGGAGGUCAAUAUGAAUUCUGCUGCUGUAGUGUGGCCGUUAUUCAACAGUUUACAGGCAUUCUGGCCUGGUCUUCAGGUUUUAGCUGGGGACGUUGAACCUGCCGCACGUACACACAAGGCCUUCUUCAGUGUUUGGAAGAGGUACGGUUUUACCCCUGAGGGUUUUAAUCUUGCGACAUUCAGUGUUCAGAAUGGUCAGAAGAGCUAUCCGUUGCGACCAGAGUUAAUUGAGAGCACAUAUUGGCUAUUCAAAGCCACAAGAGAUCCAAUGUAUCUUGAUGCUGGACGUGACAUGGUUGCUAGCUUGCAAUAUGGUGCCAGGUGCCCGUGUGGAUAUUGCCAUAUCACAGAUGUGGAGUCUCACAAACAAGAGGACCAUAUGGAAAGCUUUUUUCUUGCUGAAACAGUUAAAUAUCUGUGGCUUCUUUUUGAUUUGGCUGUGAGUGCAGACAACAUGGUCGAAAAUGGUCCUUAUAGGUAUAUAUUCAGCACAGAAGGCCACUUAUUUCCCAUAUCUCCUGAGAUAUCUCUGGUAGAAGAGCACUGUUCAUAUUUUGGGGCAUUUUGCAAGGGCAAGGAGAGGCAUACACAUAAAAAAUCUGAUGCCUAUGAUCAUCUUGAGACAAACAAAACCAGAAUAUAUUCAGAUGGGGGUCAAAGUGUUUCACUCCAAUCAGAGACUUCAAUUUCUACCUCUGGGUUUAUCAAGGGGCUCUGCCCAGGGGUGUCCCAUAGGAGGAAGCUUGGCAUAACCUAUUCAACAGAUGAAGGGAAACAAAUGAAGAAAAUGCACAUCGAUGACUCUAGACAUUCCCACCAUUUUCAGGAUUUGCAAAGGCCUUCCUCGAUUCGAAUUUCUAGUCUGAAACACAAAUAUGUAGUAUUAUAUAAUGAGGGUGAUGAGAGGAAAACAGAUACUUCAAAUCAAGUGGCCUCGACUGAUGGCCAUGACAUGGAUAGGGGAGAUACGGUGCCUAAUUCAAGUGAUGAUUCCCUGCCUGCAAGAACUAUUGCGGCUUUCUAGUGAAUACCCAAUUUGAUUGGGGUAUCAUCAUCAAUGAACUGGGAAUCUUUCGAGUUGUCCAUUGUAUUGAAUUAAAGCUCAAGUUUUCCAUGAAAAACCUUCAUUAUUGGGUUCAGUGAGAUAGAGUAACUUGGAAGAGAAUGUGAAAUGGACCUCAAUGAUUAAACUGCGACGGAACAGGGUUAAGAAGUCUAUACUAAUCUGAUUACCAUGCCUUGAAGCAUCACACUAAUUCUUUCUUGAUUUAGAAAUUUGAGGUUGCUUUAAAUUCAUAUAAUUGUUCUCUUUAUCACCCAAAAAAAGAUAUAAUUGUUCUAUGAAUUUUGCUUUCAAUUUCUUGUGAUGUAUGUCUCACAUGUGGCAGACUAACUGAAAGAAUUCAUUCUUGCUUGAUAGAUGAAGUCAACAUUUUAAGAUUCAAAAA
Molecule: messenger RNA, 2526 nt
Organism: Amborella trichopoda
Lineage: Eukaryota; Viridiplantae; Streptophyta; Magnoliopsida; Amborellales; Amborellaceae
Product: Glycosyl hydrolase family 47 protein
Biological process (GO): mannose trimming involved in glycoprotein ERAD pathway; endoplasmic reticulum mannose trimming; carbohydrate metabolic process
Cellular component (GO): membrane; endoplasmic reticulum
Molecular function (GO): mannosyl-oligosaccharide 1,2-alpha-mannosidase activity; calcium ion binding
Source: RefSeq, a predicted model, not a curated record